This is a messenger RNA of Pseudonaja textilis, 1308 nucleotides long. RefSeq names its product triosephosphate isomerase 1 (gene TPI1). Gene Ontology annotation, biological process: gluconeogenesis; glycerol catabolic process; glycolytic process. The record is from RefSeq and is a predicted model, not a curated record. Gene Ontology annotation, cellular component: cytosol. Gene Ontology annotation, molecular function: triose-phosphate isomerase activity. Lineage: Eukaryota; Metazoa; Chordata; Lepidosauria; Squamata; Elapidae.
UUUCUAUAAAGGCGCCUGGAGCGAGGAGGCCCUCGCUGCCGCUGCGUUCUUUGACCUUCUCCUCUCCUUCGAAGCUUCCGAGCGGACGGCCCAGGCACCCCCAUCAUGGCACCGAGGAAAUUCUUCGUGGGCGGGAAUUGGAAGAUGAAUGGCGACAAGAAAAGCCUUUCGGAGCUCAUCCACACUCUCAAUGAGGCUAAGGUCCCUGCAGAGACCGAGGUGGUUUGUGGUGCCCCUUCCAUUUACCUUGACUUUGCCCGUCAGAAACUUGAUGCCAAGAUUGGGGUGGCUGCACAGAAUUGUUACAAGUUGCCUAAAGGAGCAUUUACAGGAGAAAUCAGCCCAUCCAUGAUAAAAGAUGUUGGUGUCACCUGGGUGAUCUUAGGACACUCUGAGAGAAGGCAUGUCUUUGGUGAGUCAGAUGAGCUCAUUGGACAGAAGGUGGCCCAUGCCUUGUCUGAAGGGCUUGGAGUCAUUGCUUGCAUUGGAGAGAAACUUGAUGAGCGAGAGGCUGGUAUCACAGAGAAGGUGGUAUUCGAACAGACCAAAGCCAUUGCUGACAAUGUGAAGGACUGGAGUAAAGUGGUUCUUGCCUAUGAGCCAGUUUGGGCCAUUGGAACUGGUAAAACGGCAACUCCCCAACAGGCUCAGGAAGUUCAUGACAAGUUGAGGAACUGGCUGAAGACCCAUGUUUCCGAAGCCGUUGCACAGUCAACUCGAAUCAUCUAUGGAGGUUCAGUUACUGCUGCCAACUGCAAAGAAUUGGCCUCUCAACAUGAUGUAGAUGGCUUUCUUGUUGGUGGGGCUUCCCUGAAGCCUGAAUUUGUAAGCAUCAUCAAUGCAAAACAGUGAAACCUACUCUAUAGAACCUGAAAUAAAAAAAAGCUGGAGGGAGAACCAACCCUGGUUGGAAGAGAAAUACUGUAAAGAUACACUUGCACUCAAGUGAAAUGGCCUCACCUUCAAUCCCUUUUCCCACCUUUAUCAUUCACCUCUGCUGCUAAACAUGGAUGCCAAUAUAUGAAUAUUGUGUUCCUUCAUAAAAGCAAUAUUUCAUUUGCUUCCUCUGUACUUGUGAGAGGGGCUUCCUGCCUUGGUUUUUAGGCUCUGUAAACUAGUCAGGCCUAUUUUCUUUCCACUCCAAACUUCUGCUCUAGAGGGACAUCUGCCUUGUUAAGGAAGGUGUUCACCUCAUGGUUCACCUAAUUUGGACUCUGUGCCUAGUGGCUUGUAAUUGCCUGUAAGUUGUAUAUUCCUUCCGUGUCUCCUAGGCCGUUGGUAUAACUAGAAAUAAACAAAUGGAAAGUA